AUGGGGAGCUCUGGGCAGGUGCAAGGGCGGGGAGUGCAAUUGCAGCGAGGGAUCCUUCCAAUCAAAACUAAGGGAGCUGUCCUUGUAGGUGAGGUGCCCUCCAAUCAAAGCCCUGGGAACUCUUGGAAGGGGCGGGACAGAGGAGGACAGGCAGGAGAGAAUUCUCCAAUCAAAGCCUCGGGAGCUCUGGGGAAGGGGCAGGACAGAGCGGGGCAAGCGGGAGAGAAUUCUCCAAUCAAAGCCUCGGGAGCUCUGGGCAGGCGCAGACUUGCAGUGCGUGCCAGGUACCUGAGGCAGGGUGAAACCACGGAAGCCAUGAGGCAGUGGCGGAGCUUUUUCUUGCUCCUUAUCCUCAGGGUCCAAGCAUCACAGGCGGACUUCCCAGACAUCGAUGAUGGCGAAUUUAUCCAGGAGUGUGUGGAUACGCACAAUAUGCUUCGGUCACAUCUUAACCCACCAGCAGCCAAUGUCCGGUUUAUAACUUGGGAUGAAGCUUUGGCAAAGACUGCCAGAGCCUGGGCAAAGAAAUGUGUUCCUGAAGGUAAUGCUCAUUUAGAAGAAAUGAGAACAUCUCAUCCUGUUUUUAGUGGCCUUGGUGAAAAUAUAUGGACUGGCCCUGAUAAUGAAUAUUCUGCAACUUUUGCUAUCAAAAGUUGGUUCAGUGAAAACACAUUCUACAAUUAUGAUAAUAACUCAUGUUAUGGCAUCUGUUCUCAUUAUAUUCAGGUUGUUUGGGAUACUACCUACAAAAUUGGCUGUGCUGUUAUUGAUUGUCCUAGGGUUGGAACUAUUCUAAAUGCAGCACAUUUCAUAUGUAACUACGCACUAAGGGGGAAUCCUAGGAGAAGGCCUUAUAAAGAAGGAAGAUUUUGUAGCCAAUGUGAAGUGGGAGAUACAUGCCAAGACAUGCUAUGCAGUAACAUUAGGCGUGACAGAAUUACACAUUAUCAUUUCUGGUAUCCAGAGUGGGAAGUACCUCGACCAAUUGUGUGUGAUCCCCGAUGCAUAUUUUGUUUAGUAUUUAGAUCCUUUUUAUUUUUAGUGGCUGUUGCAAUAGUUUUCCUAUUACAGCAUAAAUUUCCAAAUAUACGGUUAGAAAAAGAUCUAUUGUUGGCUGAAAUAUUAGCACAAAAUAAUUCAGAGAAAGAUAUAGAAUCAGAGAAAGAUGGCACUAAAUUGAAUGAGGUCCAGGAGCCUAAAUCAGGUCGCCACAGGCUGGAGGGUUUGGGAAAGGCCAUAGAACCACUGAGCCUGAAGAAGAGUAAGAAGAAAAAGAAGCGGCGAGGUGUCAAAAUGGAUAGCGCAAGGGCCCUGGAGUCAGGAGAACCCGAGUUCAUAUCUUAG
This is a messenger RNA of Vombatus ursinus (common wombat), 1344 nucleotides long. RefSeq names its product GLIPR1 like 2 (gene GLIPR1L2). Lineage: Eukaryota; Metazoa; Chordata; Mammalia; Diprotodontia; Vombatidae. Bases 1 to 1344 code for a protein of 447 amino acids. The record is from RefSeq and is a predicted model, not a curated record. The transcript is spliced from 7 exons.